Capronia epimyces CBS 606.96 is the source of this 1572-nucleotide messenger RNA. RefSeq lists its product as uncharacterized. NCBI's taxonomy places the organism in Eukaryota, Fungi, Ascomycota, Eurotiomycetes, Chaetothyriales, Herpotrichiellaceae. Gene Ontology annotation, biological process: positive regulation of transcription by RNA polymerase II. Gene Ontology annotation, molecular function: transcription cis-regulatory region binding; zinc ion binding; DNA-binding transcription factor activity, RNA polymerase II-specific. The transcript has 2 exons. The record is from RefSeq and is a predicted model, not a curated record. Bases 1 to 1572 code for a protein of 523 amino acids. Gene Ontology annotation, cellular component: nucleus.
AUGGGCACGCGAUCCAGAUACGGCUGCAUCGAUUGCAAAAAGGCCAAGGUCAAAUGCGACGAGGUAUAUCCAGCCUGUGGCACUUGCAAGCGUCGAGGUCGACAGUGCAGUGGCUACAGGCACAUCGCUACGAAAGCCCAGAAAGCUCCUGGAGCACCAACCACCCAAAUCACCUUGCCCUGUACUACAAGCCCAGAGGCAACCUUCGGUUUGUCUUUGAAAACCGGGUCUGCCACAGACGAAGCGCAGACACAUGAGGCUGCUCUUUCCUCUGUUGAAAUCUUCAGUCCUUCAGAUUCCGACGCUUCCUCAAUUACCGCCUUUUCUCCGACCGCAAAGAACAAUAUUCCUCUGGCGUGGGGGCCACUUCCAUUGAGAACUAUGGCUGUCAUUCCUCCAGGAGCCGUUCAGCCCACGGAUGAGCCAUUCAUCGAGGUAUACUUCCUGCGUCAUCCAGCAGAUUUGGUGUUUGGCGGCGAAUUCGUUCAGGAGAUGAACUCCAAUGUCUUAAAAGUCUUCCAAAACAGCCCGCAGGCCGUGAGCGACUCUCUAUCUGCUAUUGGAGAGACAUAUUUGCAAGACAAACCUCUUCCAGUUCUGGUCUUCGUUCCAAACCGAAAGGCAAGGAUAUUGGCUCGUUUACGGAACAUGGACAAACUCGGGGUCAGCCUGGAGCUCCUGUUAUUAACGUUCCUGGGUCUCUGUGCUGUAGAGCUCGUCGAUGCCGGUUAUUGCGAAGAUAGUAUUUCUACAAUCCCGGCACUGAUGGAGAACUUGGCCAUGAUGUUGGAGCACUACCUCCACAGAGGGCUUGAACUAUCCCAGCUGUCCAAGUACUUUGUUCGUGCUUUAGCGAGGCAGGACAUGAUGAUCGCCUUGUCGAGAUUCCACCGCCCCCGAAUUCCUACCGCCUACUGGCUCGAUGACUACGCGCGACAGCACCUGGACCGCUUUAUGGGCUAUACUGGCCCGCUGAUGCCCCUGUUGGCUGAGCUGUGUGCUUUGGCUGAGGAUAUCCGAAUUGCAGCCAAUGACAACCCUUCGGAUGAAGACCUUCAGCCAGCGACGUUUUCAAUCUCUCGCCACCACUCAGCAAGUCUACUUGAUCGAGCUUCCCAGCUUCAAUCCCGACUCGAGCUAUGGCAUCCUACUAUCGACCCACAGCUCUCAUUUGAAUCUUCACGAAAGUUUCUGAUGCAUGCGAAUGCGUACCGCAGUAGCUCACUACUGUACCUCCACCGACUUUUUCGUCCUCCCGGCAGCUCUAUGGAAGCAGAUCAGAGAGCUCUAACCAUGGCGUAUGAAGUCCUGGUACACACCACAGCGUCCGAUGAAGACGUGAAGAUGUCCUUGUGGCCUGUCUUUCUAGCGUCAUGCGAAAUGAACAGUGAGGCUGAUAGGAUGAGCGCCACGCAAAUCAUGGGGGCGGUCUGCAGAGGCCGCAACAUAGUUACCACCCUCCGAACAAGGUCGUUUGUCAUCAAUCGAGUUUGGCCGGCAAGAGAUGCUGGGCUAGAUUGGAAUUGGAGGACGCUCGCCCAACAAUAUCCGAAUGAGCUGCUACCUAUCUAA